Messenger RNA from Closterium sp. NIES-65, 690 nucleotides. NCBI's taxonomy places the organism in Eukaryota, Viridiplantae, Streptophyta, Zygnematophyceae, Desmidiales, Closteriaceae. The record is from the annotation of a GenBank genome assembly.
AUGCAGCAGGUCCUUCAGCGCUUCGGCUUCACCUGGUCCUCGGCACAGGCCACUCCUCUGGCUACAGGUCCAUCGCUCUCAGCUUCACCUUCGGACGAGUCUGUAAAGCCGAGUGGUCCUUACCCAGAGCUAGUUGGCUGUCUCAUGUACCUAAUGACUUGCACUCGUCCUGACCUCGCUUACCCUCUUGGUCUCCUGGCUCGCUACGUGGCUCCUAGCCGGCAUCGACCUGAGCACAUGGCUGCCGCUAAGAGGGUUCUGCGCUACUUGUGCAGCACAUCAGACAUGGGGCUCGUGCUUGGAGGGAAGAGCCCUGUUGUCCUCACUGGGCACUCAGACGCUUCUUGGGUUGACGACCAAGCUACUCAGCGGUCGUCACAGGGUUACACCUUCAGCCUUGGCUAUAGUUCAGUUUCUUGGCGUUCUACUCGCUCGUCUUCGGUUCUCAGCUCCCGUUGUGAGGCUGAGAUCUACGCCACAGCCAUGGCUGCACAGGAGUUACGCUGGCUCACCUACCCGCUGACCGACUUGGGAGAGCGGCCUCGUUCCCCUCCAGUGCUGUACAUCGACAACAAGGCUACCAUUGCCUUGUCUUGCUUUGCCUUUCUUGACUGGUCUUGUGACCCCUUUGCUCUCCCCCAACUCGCCUAUGGGGGUGUGUCAAACAUCAUAUAUGUUAUAGUGAUGUAG